Molecule: messenger RNA, 381 nt
Organism: Tremella mesenterica DSM 1558
Lineage: Eukaryota; Fungi; Basidiomycota; Tremellomycetes; Tremellales; Tremellaceae
Exons: 3
Coding region: 1-381 (126 amino acids)
Biological process (GO): 2-oxoglutarate metabolic process
Source: RefSeq, a predicted model, not a curated record
AUGCUCCCCAGUCGGUUUCUCAAGGCCAAACAUGUUUACACACCAAUGAUCAAAUUCCUCGGUCAAAGGUCCAAAUUACCUCAUGAACCUCAUACCCCAAGUCCACAUCCAGCGGCACCACCAGAAAUCCGAGAAUCUUUCUCUUCCUUCCUUGAAAAAUUACAAUCUUCCUCUUCCUCUUCUUCUCCCUCCUCGUGGUCAUCGUCAGAAAGUAAGACCCAAGGAUCAAAUACAUCACAAAGACCUGCGAAAGAAACAAAAAUUGAUUUUGAAUAUUUUUGGCAAGCUCCAGAAGGACUUUGGAAACAACGUGAAUGGACGGAUAAAGAGAUGGAAGCUGUUAUGAGUGGAGGUGCUACCGACGUCCGUUCCGGACCAUGA